Gloeophyllum trabeum ATCC 11539 is the source of this 759-nucleotide messenger RNA. RefSeq lists its product as uncharacterized. The record is from RefSeq and is a predicted model, not a curated record. Gene Ontology annotation, biological process: silent mating-type cassette heterochromatin formation. Gene Ontology annotation, cellular component: rDNA heterochromatin; SHREC complex. The transcript is spliced from 3 exons. Lineage: Eukaryota; Fungi; Basidiomycota; Agaricomycetes; Gloeophyllales; Gloeophyllaceae. The coding region runs from base 1 to 759 and encodes 252 amino acids.
AUGGACCGCCGAUCUCGGACGACUGAUACCUUCCAAAGCUAUAACACUCUGACUUCCUCGAGCUAUGAACCUGCGCGCUUGGGAAAGAGGAAGAAGGCGCCGACGUACGAAGUCGAAACAAUACCAGAUACCGAGAUUGUUCAGAUCACCCUUCUGAGGAGCGACGGCGACAUAUCACGAUGGCCCAGCGAUGCGCAAACCACACGGAAAGUGGACGACUAUGGUCACGUAGACUAUUUCGUGAAAGCCAGUGAUAAAGAGCUGAAGUUAUGGAGAAAGAAGAUAGGGCGCUUUCUGGCUGCCUAUCCUCUUCGCGCGGACGGCCUGUCCUUGGACCCAGCUCAAUGCUACUUAAAGUCGUUCCCGCCUGGGUAUAUCCUAAUGACUCGUCUGUCUGGCGACAAGGAUGUACCUCGACGUGAUUGUUAUCUCUAUGGUGGGAAACGAAGGUACGAGUCACCAGCAGAAUGGUGUCUCCAUGCCAAGUGGCUCGUGGAAGAUUGUCCUAUGAAGCCCUCAGGCAGCCGGAGGCAGUGCGAAUGCAUAGAUUGCGACGGCACAGUCCCACAAAGUACGCUAUCGGGGAAAUACAACCUCAAUGCUGUAGACGACACACGAGGAGGGCGAAAACAGAAAAAGGGCGGGAGAAAGAAGGAGAAUGUGGAUCGCCCAAUCAUUGCGAAGGAUUACACCAAGAUGAACCAUCCAACCGUGCAGAUCUUCCCUUCUGUGAGCGGAAGCUCUCUUCCCGGAGGCUGA